CGGGCACACACGCAUUUUACAGCUAUAAACAAAUUCUGAAAAUUCGACAUUUCUGCGAAAAUGAAGUAAAUAUUACGCAAGUUGCACAUUAUAUUUAUUCACUUUGUCGAUAAGUGAAUUUUGAUUGAAAACAAAUUAUAACAAAUGGAUAAAUCAACAGGAGACGAAAUUGCUAAGCCGCCGGCUCCACGCAAACGUCUCGGCCGUCCGCCCAAGGCCAACGCACAAGAGUCUGAAUUGACUGACGAUAUGGAACCGCCAGGCGAGGAGCGGACUUUGUCGGCAUCGCCAACAAAUUGCCGGCGAAGCACGCGCAAGAAAAUCGUAAAGUUCGAUGUGCUCGAUGUACUCAACAAGAGUCGCAAAACUCACAAAAUACAAAUCGAGGCACGCAUUGAUUCCAAUGCACCGUCAACAACAACAGCAUCCACAACACAAUUAGCAACGAGCUCGGCUACUGUGGCAAAACCAGCAAUUGAGGUCAGUCGCUUAUUUACACCACGCCCGCCUCCGCCUGUGAUUUCGCCUUUGCUUUCGCUGGACAUGUUUACCAAGCCGAAGCCAACGCCCAGCUUGAUUGUUGCCCAGGUGAGCAGUGAUAAGGCGCCCACUACCAAUCAGCAACAGCAGCCGCAGCAACCACAGCAGCAACAGCAACAGCAGGUGAUACGUAAACGUGGACGUCCACGCAAAUCGCAGACAACAGAUAAUGCAAUUGCAGUUGAUUGCUCCAAAGUGAAUAUAGAUUCUACCAAAAUCUUGCCGAGCACCAAAGAACAAGUUCUUACUUUAAAACGGGAGUCGCCUGACUCGGAUGAGUCUCUAAAGAGUUUCUCAAUCAUUGUCGAUGAUGAAACGAAUGUUGAAGCAGUGCCUGAGGAAAACGAUGCUUUGGAUGAGACAAUUGAAGUAAUAGAGACUGAUAUUAUAUCCGUCGCCUCCGAUGAGGAUUCAGAUUCGCAAAUUAUAUUUGUGGACAUUGAAACGGCAAAGAUGGAAAUAGCAGAAGAAGCAGAAAGUGACGAUAUCCAUAUUACAGCUGAAGAGACUCGUAACUUUAAGUUAAUUUUUCCCAAGGAAGAUGAAAAUAAGGAAACAGAAAUGCUUCAGCAGAUUAAUAUUGCGGAGGAUGUGCCAGGUGGAGAUAAUAUUGAUAAAAAGGAAUCAGAACUCCUGGCUGAAGUCCUAAAAGGACCGGCAGAGCUUUGGUUUACCGAUGAUGAAAGGGAUGAAGGCGAGCAAGAAUCAAAAGAACUGCUAAAUCAAGGUUUAAUUAAAAGUGAGACUCCCGUACAAUGCGUUGAGAAGGAAACUAAGACGACCUCUGACGCAGCAGUUAAAAUUGAGCUACAGCCGGUAAAGGAAAAGCAAGAAUUGUCAGCAGGAGACUCUAUAGUUAUGGACGACCUGAAAAAAAAAAUCGUCGAAAAAGAGGCUCUGUUACCAAAGUCUUCAUCUAUGAUAAGCAACGAUGACAAGGCUAAGGUUAAGGAAGAGGAGCCAAAGGAAGUGAACAUGAAGAAGGAGCUAUAUUUGCCAAGCUCAUCAGCCACAAUAGACAACGAAGAUAGGAUUACUGUUAAAAUGGAAAUCAAAACGAUCAAGGAGGUCUCUGCAGCGAUACAAGAUAACAACGAUAAGCCACACGAAGCUGUAAAACUAUCAGAACAGCUAAAGCAGAGUGCAACUCCGACUUCUGCAAAAGAACCUGUCGAGAAGAUGAAAGAUGCCCACUUCGAAUUGGAAUCUCUGAGGCGUGCUGCACAAGCGACAGGCAUUGAGUUAAAGCUUCCCAUGACAAUGGAAAAACUUUUAAAUGCCAACUCUGUAACAGAGCCAGUAAAGGAGGUCGAAUGGAAAAAGGAAACUAUUAAGAAGCAACCAAGCUUGGACACGAAUGUAACAUCAGCAGCGACACUUGGAAAGACUGAUUUGGGAGCAAAGCAACUACAACAGCACUCAGAUGCAGUUAAAUGCGAAGAGACAGAGUUAGAUCCAAAGCUUAAAUCAACCGAAUCCACUCCAGAUGAGCACAACUUAGAAUCGGUGAAUGCAAAACCAAUAGCUACUGAGAAAGGGAAAUCAAAUGAAGUCCCCAAGUUAGAGAAGCCGUCAGCUGCGUUUGUCGAGUGCGAUGCACUAUUUAAGGUCUUGGAUAAAGCAAACGAGCAGAUGCGACACGAAGAGAAGGCCAGGAAGAAGUCGAAGCUGGCAACCAAAAAGCAUUCAACCGAACAGCUGCAGGAACGGGCCACGCCUCAGUCUCGUGGAAAAAAGCAAACAUCAAAGGAAAGCAGCCGCCGUAAUACCAUUUCCGAGGAGCGUCACGAGGAUGUGAAAUUGCCGCUAAGCAAUAAACGCCGUAACUCGGUGCACCCUUUCAAACCAACGCUGAGCCCAGAGCGAGCUACGGAGUCAGAGCACAAGCAAUGCAACAGCAGCGGCAGCAACAAAAAGAAGUCAGCUCAAAAAAAGCCAACUCGCAAGACAACAAAACCAAAGCAGCUGCCGAGCAGCCAGGAUUCGCUGGACUCUAGUUCGAGCUCCUCGACAAGAGCUGGCGAUUUGCCUAGUCGCAGCUUGCCGACGCCGACAUCUGAGCUAGAGGCAUCGAAUCCGCUACACGACAUAGCGAAGUUCAUAGAGGAUGGCGUUAAGUUGCUCGAGCGCGACUACAAAGUGGAGGAUGAACAGCAGCAGCCACAAGAGGACGCAACUGAAGAUGAGCUAGCGCAGCGAGUGGCUAAUUUGGAAACUCCUGUUAACACGCCAGCUCCUUCACCGAUUGGCAGCACGGAUGACCUGUCAGCGGGCGUGCGCCGCUCGCAUCGCAUCAAGCAGAAGCCGCAAGGUGCCAAAUCGAGUGUGGGUCGUGGUAGCAGCAGCCAAACACCCACCAUUAGCAUGGAGCAGCAGCUAAGCGAGCUUGCCCACAUUGAAGCCAUCAAUGAGCAGUUCUUGCGCCAAGAGGGACUAAACACAUUCCAAAUUCUGCGUGACAAUUACUAUCGCUGUGCACGCCAGGUGAGCAAGGAGAACGCGGAAAUGCAAUGCGAUUGCUUUGUCACCGGCGACGAGGAGGGACAAGGAACGCGUUGCGGCGAUGGCUGCAUCAAUCGCAUGCUCAUGAUCGAGUGUGGUCCGCUGUGCAGUUACGGUGACCGCUGCACCAAUAAGCGAUUCCAGCAGCAUCAGGGCUGGCCCUGUCGUGUCUUUCGUACGGAGAAGAAGGGCUGCGGUAUCACAGCCGAGCUGCAAAUACAGCCUGGAGAGUUCAUCAUGGAGUAUGUGGGCGAGGUGAUCGACAGCGAGGAGUUCGAGCGUCGUCAGCAUCUCUAUUCGGAGGACCGCAACCGUCACUACUACUUCAUGGCGCUGCGUGGCGAGGCGAUCAUCGAUGCGACCACGAAGGGCAACAUCUCUCGCUACAUCAAUCACAGCUGCGACCCGAAUGCGGAGACACAAAAGUGGACAGUGAAUGGAGAGCUGCGCAUUGGCUUCUUUAGUGUGAAGACCAUCAUGCCUGGUGAGGAGAUCACAUUCGAUUAUCAGUAUCAGCGCUAUGGGCGUGAUGCGCAGCGCUGCUAUUGCGAGUCGGCCAAUUGUCGCGGCUGGAUUGGCAACGAGCCGGAGUCAGAUGAGGGUGAGCAGCUCGAUUCGGAGACCGAAAGUGAGCCCGAGUCACUGGCGGAGGAGCUACGCCCAGAGCAGGAGGCGAAAACCAAAACACCCAAAAGUAAAACUAAAAAACAACUUAAGCUGCCAACGGCACGUAAGCAGCGCAAAGAGCAGCCCAAGGCCAAGGAUCGCGAAUAUAAAGCAGGCCGCUGGCUGCGUCCUUCCGGCGGCGUCGGAGGCGAGAAGUCGGCAGCGCGUAAACUGGAUCAGCUCGAGGACACAGAUGUGCUCGAGCAGUUAACACUGCUCAGUCGCAGCGGACUGAAGAAUCAGCUGGACACAUUGCGUCUAUCGCGUUGCAUGGUGCGGGCCAAGCUGCUGCAGAGUCGCCUUCAGCUGCUGGGCGUGCUAACGCGUGGCGAGCUGCCAUGUCGUCGUCUCUUCCUUGACUAUCACGGACUGCGCCUGCUGCACGCAUGGAUCAGCGAAAGCGGCAGCGAUAAGCAGCUGCGUCUAGCGCUGCUCGAGUCACUUGAAUCUCUGCCCAUACCAAACAGGACCAUGUUGAAUGACAGUCGCAUUUACCAGAGUGUAGAGCUAUGGGGCAACCAGUUGGCACAGCCAGCAGAGGCAGCGGCAGAAUCACAAUCUGAUGAGGAGGAAUCGGUGCGUCAGCGCAUUGCAGCGCUGCUACAAAAGUGGAAUGGACUGCCCGAAAUCUUCCGCAUACCCAAACGGGAACGCAUCGAGCAGAUGAAGGAGCACGAGCGUGAGGCGGAUCGCCAGCAACACGUGGCCACUGCUUUAGGGGACAGUAACAGCGCCUCUUCCGUGCUCAGCACCGAUCGCUACAGACAAGAUCGUUUUAGGCGCGACACCAGCAGCCGCUAUGAGAAAUCAAAGCCGCCAAUUAGGAUGAGCGGCAACAAUACCAUCUGCACGAUCACCACACAGCCAAAGGAAUGGCAAGGCUCCGCGGAGGGCAGCAGCGGCAGCAAAUCUGAGGGUCGUAGACGCUCAGAGUUUGAUCCGCGUCGAACUAUAUCCAAAGAGCUUCGGCGAUCGCUCUUCGAGAGAAAGGUGGCUCAAGAUGAGGCAGAAAAGCGUGUGGGCAGCGAGGAUUGGCGUGAGCAUGAGCUGCGCUGCGAAUACUUCGGUGCAGAUUUGAACACAGAUCCAAAGCUGCUGCCAUUUUACCAGAACACGGAGACCAAUGAGUGGUUCAACAGCGAGGAUGCUCCUGUCCCUGCACCAUUGCGUUGCGGAGACGUUGCGGAGCCACCAUCACCGGAACAUGAGGAGGAUGUGGAGUAUAAACUACCCGCUGGCGUAGAGCCAUUGCCACCCUCGUGGCACUGGAGCUUGACACCCGAAGGAGAUAUCUACUAUUAUAAUCUACGUGAUCGCAUACCGCAGUGGGAGCCACCGAACGCUGAACAGCGUUUGCAACAGCUGGUGGAGGAUUCACCAGAAAAGGAAUUGGUGCCGGAUGAGGCAGCCAGUUCAUCGGAUUUGGUUAACAUUGACAUCGACUAUGUGGGCAGCCUGAGCGCCAAAUCUCUUGCCCAGUACGUUGAGGUAAAGAUACGGGAACGUCGCGAGAUGCGACGCAAUCGCUUGGUAUCUGUGCGCGUGAUAAGUCCACGUCGUGAGGAGGAUCGUCUCUAUAACCAGCAGGAGUCACGCAAAUACAAGGAGAAUAAAGAAAAGAUACGCCGCCGCAAGGAAAUUUAUCGACGCACACGCACCGAAACAAAUACUGCUCAACCAGCAGCUGGAGAGCCCAGUGAUUCGCUACCUAUUCAUGGGUAUUUAUACUCCUCCGAUGAGGAUGGUGCCACUGAAGGCGCCUGCAGUCUACCGUUGAUAGACGCGAAAGUUGAUGGCGAUAAUGAGUUGCCGGAGUCAAUAAGUCGUCGUCGCUCACAGCGUGCAUCGUCGCCAUAUUCCACCAGUUCCACAGACGCGGCAGAGUCGUUGCCAAGCGCUAAGCGCAAGCUUCUUGUGACCGAGAGCCAAAGGAAGCAUCGGGAUAGUAAGCGCAAGAGUUUGGCAACUGGGCGCGAAGCCAGCGAGAAGUUUCACUUUGAGAUUAGCGGCCAUGUGGCCGAGUUUUUGCGUCCCUAUCGCCAAGAGAAUUGCCAGCUGGGCCGUAUUACAAGCGAUGAAGACUACAAGUUCCUAAUUAAGCGACUGAGCCAUCACAUAACCACCAAGGAGAUGCGUUACUGUGACAUGACCGGCAAUCCAUUGGCCUGCACAGAAUCGGUUAAGCACAAGUCCUACGACUUCAUUAAACAAUAUAUGCGCAAGAAAGGUCCCGUCUACAAGAAGCCAGUUGAUAAGCCCGACUAAUUCGUACACUUUUUCAUACAACAAUAUUUUCCUUAAAGCUUUUGGCUUAUAAAUAUUAGCAUAAGCAGUAUACAAUGUAUAUCAAAUGGAUUUUUUUUUUUAAUUUUACCUCGUGUUGGG
Drosophila navojoa is the source of this 6093-nucleotide messenger RNA. RefSeq names its product SET domain containing 2 (gene Set2). Gene Ontology annotation, biological process: regulation of DNA-templated transcription. NCBI's taxonomy places the organism in Eukaryota, Metazoa, Arthropoda, Insecta, Diptera, Drosophilidae. Gene Ontology annotation, cellular component: chromosome; nucleus. Gene Ontology annotation, molecular function: histone H3K36 methyltransferase activity; DNA binding; protein binding. The record is from RefSeq and is a predicted model, not a curated record.